Prunus armeniaca (apricot) is the source of this 594-nucleotide messenger RNA. Lineage: Eukaryota; Viridiplantae; Streptophyta; Magnoliopsida; Rosales; Rosaceae. The record is from the annotation of a GenBank genome assembly.
AUGGCUCAGCAAACCGUCAAGCCGCUCCGCCUCGAGGCCGAUCGAACCACCUUUAUGUCAAGGUUCAACUGGUGUGGCGACUUCACGGCCGGAAAACCAGUUGGUGAACGUGGGCCAGUGCACGGGAAGGGGGCGCCGGAAGGAGAGAGAGAAAGCCACCGGGAAAAGCAAGGGGGGAAAAGGUCGCAAGUGGAGGAAAGCCCUCCCGCCCUGGCUUGGAAGUGGGAAUUGAGCCCGGGAUACAGGGAUGGCACCAGACUUGGCGUUGGCACAGGAUCAGCCUGGGAGGGUACGCUACAGGAGAGUCCGCGACCACAGGGGAGCUGUCGUAGCCUGGACGUUUGGCUAACUGUCCACUCGUGUAUGUCCACUAGGAUGGGGAAGGGAAGCUCCGGCGGGGUCGGGUGGGUGGCAUCAGCGGGUGAUUUCCCGUUCAGAGCGGGGUGUCAGUGUAAGCGAAACAGCCCUAUGCCAGGUGCAGACCUGGCGUUGCCAACCCUAACCUCGGUAUUCGGGGCUGUGAAACAGACGAAACAAGCAGGGCCAUGCAAACUGUGCAACGGAACGGGAACGGUUUUCCAAGGCGAUUACUGA